GCCUCACCACUCAUUCACUCUUCUCUUUAAACGACGUCCUACAACUGCCACUGGAGGCUCUCCACGAAGUUUCUCCGUGUAGUCGCAGUUGUAUGACCUUCCAUGGAAGAUCACCAUGCACUGGAACUAAGCUGGAGAAAGCGGAGGUUCUGCUCGAGGGCGUAGUUAAGGGCAAUGAUCUCAGCACUUUCUAGCAGGAUAAAAAAAAAUUGCACCUGAUUCCCAAGUUGACUCUUUGUGUCGGACAAGAAUUGAGCUUAAGUUAUGAAUUUCAAGCAGAAAUUUGUAAGGUUUCAGGAAUGGAGUCCAGCAAGAUCCGUGAGUUCUGAGGGGCAAUUCCCCCCAUACCGGAGAGGAACUAGAGCAACUAUAAGUGGAAUUCUUGAGAGGAUUCAGGAAGGAUUUGCAACAGUUUCUGAAAGGAUUCAGAGCUGGAGAAAAUCACUAAGCCUCCCUUCAAGAACCAGAAAGCCAUCAAAAGAAUUGAAGAGUCCCAGGAAGAAAAUUCUUGACCCCCAGGGUUCGUUUCUUCAGGAGUGGAAUAAAGUAUUCCUCAUCUCUACUGUACUUGCAGUUGCCUUGGAUCCAUUUUUCUUUUACGUCCCAAUUCUUCAUCGCGAGGAGACCUGCCUUGAUUUGGACACGAAACUGGGGGUCAUUGCUUGUGUUCUUCGUUCAAUUGUCGACAUCUUUUACAUUCUUCAUAUUAUCUUUCAGUUCCAUACUGGGUUUAUCGCCCCUUCUUCUAGAGUAUUUGGGAGGGGUGAAUUAGUUGAAGCCCCUUCAGCUAUAGCGAAAAGAUACUUGUCCACCUACUUCAUUAUCGAUAUUCUCUCAAUCCUUCCCCUCCCACAGUUGGUUAUUCUGAUCGUCAAAGUGAAAGGACCGGUUUCAUUGAAUACAAAGGACUUGUUGAAGUCUGUCAUUUUCUCCCAGUAUGUGCCAAGACUACUCAGGAUUUAUCCACUAUAUAAAGAAGUGACGACGACUUCUGGCAUUAUUACUCAAACCGCAUGGGCUGGGGCUGUUUUCAAUCUCUGCCUCUAUAUGCUGGCCAGUCAUGUAGUUGGAGCUUUUUGGUACUUGUUUGCAAUAGAACGACAAAAUACCUGCUGGGCAAAGGGAAGUCGGUCAUGUCAUUUCAAUCCUGUAGGUUUGUACUGUGGAGCAGAAAGUAGACGAAAUAAUAUUACUCCACAGGUUCAUGAUUGUCUAAAUGCAGCUUGUCCUCUUAUCGACCCUGAUGAUAUUGUGAAUUCAACAACGUUUAACUUUGGAAUAUUCUUUGAUGCUCUUCAAUCUCAUGUGGUGGAAAGAAAAGAUUUCCAAAAUAAAUUCUUUUACUGCUUUUGGUGGGGUCUGAGAAAUCUUAGUUCUCUGGGACAGAACCUCAAAACAAGCACUUUCAUCGAGGAGAUCUUCUUUGCUGUGUUUAUCUCCAUCUUUGGAUUGGUUUUAUUUUCACUACUCAUUGGAAAUAUGCAGAAAUAUCUGCAAUCCACAACUGUUAGAGUCGAAGAGAUGAGAGUAAAAAGGCAGGAUGCAGAGCAGUGGAUGGCUCAUCGAUUGCUCCCUGACCCCCUGAGGGUGCGGAUUAGGCGGUAUGAACAAUACAAAUGGCAAGAAACCAGAGGUGUCCAGGAGCAUAAACUUAUUUCAGAUCUUCCCAAGGACCUCAGGAGAGACGUAAGGCGCCAUCUCUGCUGGAAUCUGCUAAUGAGAGUGCCAAUGUUUGAAAAAAUGGACAGCCAACUGUUGGAUGCACUGUGUGAUCACCUAAAGCCAGUUCUUUAUACAGAAAACAGCACCAUUCUCCGUGAGGGGGAUCCUGUUGAUGAGAUCUUCUUCAUCAUGCGAGGCAAGCUGUCGACUAUAACCACCAAUGGUGGAAGAACUGGCUUCUUCAAUGAAACUUAUCUCAAGGCUGGUGACUUCUGUGGAGAUGAGCUUCUCACAUGGGCCUUGGAAUCCAAAUCCUCUUCCAAUCUCCCCAUCUCAACCAGAACUGUAAAGGCCAUAACUGAGGUUGAAGCCUUUGGUCUAAUGUCCAAUGACCUGAUAACCGUUGCCUCCCAGUUCUUCUACCGUCUCCACAGCAAGCAGCUCCAGUAUACUUUCAGGUUCUACUCCCAGCAGUGGAGGACAUGGGGAGCCUGCUUUAUACAGGCUGCUUGGCAGCGUUACAGGAGGAGGAAGCAGGACAAGGCUUUACAGGAGGCGGAAGAGAGGCUGCAAGAUGCUUUAUCAAGAGAGGUAGGUGCCUCUCCAAGCCUCGGUGCCACUGUCUUCGCAUCAAGGUUUGCUGCCAAACUUCUACGAGCCCUGCGGCGUAAUGGUGGACGCAGAACCCGAUUGCCACAGAGACUACCACCUUUGAUGCCUCAGAAGCCCACUGAUCCUGAUUUUACUUCGGCAGGUCGGUAAUGAAGUGAGUCUUUUGAGAGUUGUGUUGAUUGUGGAAGCUUUGUUUGUACUUUGUACUUGAAGCUUUAGUGUAAGAGGUUUUUGUGUAUAGUAUAUGUUGAGCAGAGUCCUGCUAUUUUCUGUAAAGCUCUGUUUGUUUUUUGUUUCAUGAUUUUCAUCAUGGCCUAAAAGUUCAAGUAAAAUCCAUCAGCUCCUAAGGAUUUAUCCAGUUA
Messenger RNA from Vitis riparia (riverbank grape), 2636 nucleotides. RefSeq names its product cyclic nucleotide-gated ion channel 1-like. Bases 265 to 2424 code for a protein of 719 amino acids. The transcript is spliced from 10 exons. The record is from RefSeq and is a predicted model, not a curated record. Gene Ontology annotation, biological process: monoatomic ion transport; transmembrane transport. Gene Ontology annotation, cellular component: membrane. Gene Ontology annotation, molecular function: monoatomic ion channel activity. Lineage: Eukaryota; Viridiplantae; Streptophyta; Magnoliopsida; Vitales; Vitaceae.